UGGGGCGAAACGGUUAACACUUAACAUACCGGUCUCAGUGAAAGAAGAUGAACUAGUGCACCGGACUAGGGUUUUUCUGUCGGAGGGAGAAAGGGCAGGUGGAGAAGAGAUGGAAAAAGGAGAAGAAGACGGUGGAAAGACGAGGAUUUACGUCGGAGGUUUGGGUGAGGGCGUGACCGCCGAGGAUCUGAAGAAGACUUUCUCCUCACCCCAGCUCGGUGCCGUCCAAUCCGUCGACCUCAUUCGUACAAAAGGCCGCAGCUUUGCCUACUUGGAUUUCGUCCCCUCUUCCGACAACUCCUUGCUCAAGCUUUUCAGCAAGUAUAAUGGAUGCAUGUGGAAAGGUGGGAGACUAAGACUUGAGAAGGCUAAACAGCACUUCCUUGUACAUCUGAAACGUGAGUGGGAAGAAGAUGCUAAAGUUGCUAGUGAUUCUGCUUGUCCUCCUUCUAGUCCCACAACAGGUUCCUCGGACAAGCCACAGAAGAAUCCCAACUUGGAGAAAAUGCAGCUUCAUAUUUACUUUCCCAAAUUAAGAAAGAUAAGAUUAGUACCUCUCAAAGGAACUGGGAAACACAAAUAUAGUUUUCAGCGUGUCGAAGUUCCUCGUUUCCCAACCCACUUUUGUUCUUGUGAGGAGCAUUCUGGUGCUGCUUAUACACCCAAAGAAAAACCCUUGAUUGACAAGGAAAUUGAAAUCGGUGGGGUAGAUCAGGAAGAGUUGAACAUCAUGGCAUCGGUCAUGAACAAGAUAUUUGAGAGGGAGAACCGCCCAGAGACAGCUUUUAAGUAUGUUGAAGGUUCUGAUGGAGUACAAAGUUUAACCAAUGUAGCUGAUCAUAGCAUGGUGGAUGAAGCUAUGGAUGAUGAUGAUGAUGAUGGCAUCAUUAUUAAUGUGGUGCAAAGGAAAAAUGAGGGAAUUAGUACAUCAUAUGAUAUCGGCAAGAAACCAGUCACACAUAAUCAGAAAUCACCAUCUGAGGUAAAGCAUGGUGAUCAAAAGACGGCUGCCCGAAAGAGGGAAUUUCCUCAAGACACAGGUGGUGGUGCAAUAGAUAAUUUGUCUGCAACAAAUGAUGGGAAGCAUAAUUUUCGUGCACUGGCUGGUGAUGCAGUAGAUGCUUGCCACAUUGAAGCAAAAUCAUGUAGCCUGCAAUCCAAUUGUAAGGCCUCCUCACAGCAGUCUGCUUUGGGAGAUCCUGUGGACAUCAAAACUGAUGUUACACUCAACACUGCAGAUGUUGGGGUGGACAGCACUCCUGAAAAGAAGCGACAGCGUCAUCAAUCAGGGACAGAUUUGCAAUUUAAACCUGAUGGUGUUGAUAUGUCAAGUUUUACUGAUGAAAAAAAUCAGGAAAAAUCGGAGCAGCAUGAGGGUCCAGCCAAAAUUGGUGAAGCUUCUUCUAGCAAGGUAAAUGCAUCUACAAAAAAGUCAGCCAAAGGUGCUUCAUGGCUGCAAACAUCCUCAUGGACACAGUUGGUCGGUGGUAUGAAUAGCAGUUCAUUUAGUAUUUCUCAAAUUGUGCCCAGUUUCAAUUUUGAGAGGCAGGACUUGUCAAUAUCCAGUGGGUCUGGCAAGCAGGAAAAUGGCACAGACAAUUCUAAAGGAAAUAUGUCAAAAAUGGGGGGAGGAACUAAUGUCAAUCCUCCACCUGCUCCUGGAAUUUCCAUAGAUGGUGCUUCAGAAGAGAAAAGCAACAAUGUUCAAUUGGAUCAAGGGGUGUCCAAACCAGAUAAUCACCAGCAGAGGGAUGGGGUAACUAAUGAAGAGAAGAAAGACCAAUUGACCUCAAAACAAACAUCCCUGCCAGACGUGAGCAUUGGAGAAACUUGUUCUUUCACAAAAAGUGCUACUUCAAUGAAACAAUGGAUGAAGGCAAAGACAGCUUUGAGUGGCUCACUUAAGAAGAAGGAUAAGUAGGUUCUUUGAGACACUGACCAAGUGACCAUCCAAUUAUACAGUUUUUUUUUUUUUAAUAUUUAUUAUUUUCUUGGUACAACAGAAAGGAUUAUGCAAGUCUAUUUACCAUGUGAAUGCACAAGGAGUUAGAUUUCGCAUUCAAUUUUUUUGGUUGGAUCUUUGGUGAGGUUGAUUCUAGAUUUGUACUGAACUUCAUGUGUCCAGCACGAAAAGGUGAAAGCCAAGUUAGUUGGGUUAUUUUGACAUUCA
This is a messenger RNA of Ipomoea triloba (trilobed morning glory), 2170 nucleotides long. RefSeq lists its product as uncharacterized. Lineage: Eukaryota; Viridiplantae; Streptophyta; Magnoliopsida; Solanales; Convolvulaceae. Bases 110 to 1921 code for a protein of 603 amino acids. Gene Ontology annotation, cellular component: nucleus. The transcript is spliced from 4 exons. The record is from RefSeq and is a predicted model, not a curated record. Gene Ontology annotation, molecular function: RNA binding.